Molecule: messenger RNA, 1745 nt
Organism: Caenorhabditis elegans
Lineage: Eukaryota; Metazoa; Nematoda; Chromadorea; Rhabditida; Rhabditidae
Gene: lgc-55
Product: Ligand-Gated ion Channel
Biological process (GO): excitatory postsynaptic potential; monoatomic ion transmembrane transport; monoatomic ion transport
Cellular component (GO): plasma membrane; membrane
Molecular function (GO): extracellular ligand-gated monoatomic ion channel activity; transmembrane signaling receptor activity; monoatomic ion channel activity
Source: RefSeq, marked reviewed
AAAAAUAUUGGCAAAUAGAUGUCGAAAUGAAAUGGUGUUCUCGUUCAUUCUUACUUUUACCAUCAGUGUUGUGGCUGCGUUUGAUGAUGAAUGUAUAAAAUGCGACCUCCGAUCGUCAUACUGCAAAACCUGGGAGAAUAGCACUCAAAGUUGUGAAUGCCGAGAUGGUUUUGCGCGGAUAUCUAACGGAUCGUGUGCCAUGGUUAGCGACUUGGCUCGCGGUGGACUCGGAUUAUCACAGGAUUCGGAGGAAGAUGAGCCAUUUUGUGUGCUUGGGCAGGCGGAGAAGGCAGCCACAAGAAUCCUGACCGAGUUGCUCAGUAAAUACGACAGGAACCUGGUGCCAAAAAUGAAAGGAGUGGAUGUCGACGUGGAAUUGUUAAUCCAAAGAGUAUCGGAAAUAUCUGAAAUCCAAUCGAGCUCCACAAUGCACAUACUUUUCAGUCAAAUUUGGCACGAUCCAGGGUUAUCGUUUGAGCAUGAAGAGGGUGCCCACUGCCUGACCAAUUUAUCACUGUCCCAUAGAAUGGUUGAUAAUAUCUGGCUACCGAAUGUAUGUAUAGUCAACUCAAAAGGCUCUGCAAUUCACAAAUCGCCUACGCCCAACAUAUUUUUGGCUAUUUUUCCGAAUGGAACAGUUUGGAUGAACUAUCGAGUUGUGGUCGAAUCUCCCUGUGAAAUGGAUUUUUCGUUUUUCCCGAUGGACAGAGUCAUGUGUACCACAAUUUUUGAGAGUUAUGCGUUUAAUGUUGGAAAGGUCCGUCUACAUUGGAAGCGGCAGGGUCAACCGGUCGAAUUCAUAGAUGACGUCAAACUUCCCGAUUUUCAUAUGACAAAAUUUGUACACGAAAAAGCCACGUUUAUCUAUCCGGCUGGUGUUUGGGAUCAGCUCAACAUAAAGCUACUAUUCCGGCGAUCUUACGGGUUCUACAUUCUACAAAUCUACCUCCCCACGUACUGUAUGGUACUUAUCUCAUGGAUUUCAUUUUGGUUGGAUCGGCGGAGUCUACCCGCACGGGUGACUUUAGGAGUCUCCUCACUUAUGGCAUUGACGUUACAGUACUCCAAUGUGUCAAGGAGCUUGCCGAAGGUCUCAUAUGUAAAAGGGCUGGAUCUCUUCAUGUUCGGAUGUAUUGUCUAUAUAUUUUUAUCGAUUGUAGAGCUCGCUGUAGUAGGCUCUUUGGAGCAACGGAAACAACAAAGAACAAACGCAGAUGGUGAUUUUCUAUCAGAUGAUGACAUCAAAAAGAACAUAUUUCAACGAACAUUCUCCACUAAAUCCUUUAAGUCAGGCUACGGAGCCCGUCACCAUCAAUUUUCGGAGUGUGCAAGCCCGGAGGAUGGUGGAGAAUGGCCUAAAACUCGGACUGAAUGGGCCGAGAGGACGUAUGUGGAGUGCCCGGAGCCCGAGCCGCCGGAAAGUAACCGCCAUCCCGAAGUGGAGAAUGAUAGUAAUAAUAAAAUGCUGGUAUUAGUGCGGCAACGUCGCGCGUCACGGAAACGAAGGAAACGGUUAAUGAGCGGAAAAUUGUUUCAACGGUGGACAGCUGAAGACAUGGAUCGAUUCUGUCAAAAACUCUUCCCAAUCACUUUCACAUUCUGCAACCUCAUCUACUGGAUGUAUUAUACGGCAAAAUCCAAGGAUUAAAUGGAUUUUUUUAUUUUUUUAUUUUUUUUGAAAAUUUGUUUCCUCCCCCGCCUGAGCUAUAUACUGUGAAUGUGAUAUUUAUGUGCCAUGAAGUUUU